Messenger RNA from Mus pahari (shrew mouse), 1395 nucleotides. RefSeq names its product F-box/WD repeat-containing protein 15-like. The transcript has 10 exons. The record is from RefSeq and is a predicted model, not a curated record. NCBI's taxonomy places the organism in Eukaryota, Metazoa, Chordata, Mammalia, Rodentia, Muridae. Gene Ontology annotation, molecular function: protein binding. Bases 1 to 1395 code for a protein of 464 amino acids.
AUGGAGAUCCAUUUGCCUAGUUUACCAUUGAUGAAAAUCUUCUCCUAUCUGGAUGCCUACAGUUUGCUACAGGUUGCCCAAGUGAACAAGAACUGGAAUGAACUUGCAAGCAGUGAUGUCCUGUGGAGGAAGUUGUGUCAGAAGAGAUGGCUCCUCUGUGACAUGGAUACCCUACAGCUCCUGUGCACAUGGAAGCAGUUCUUCGUUUAUAGAACAUGGCAAGAACAUGCCAAGACCCGGGCCAAGCCAGAAGAUUUCAUGUACAAGGAAAUUCCUGCGGAAUAUGGAGUUCUGGCAUAUACACGUUAUAUCUCAGGGCGUGGCUUAACAAGAAAUGGACAAGGCAGGUCGGUCGUCUGUAUGUUGUCUUCUAUGGCCAAGAUUUCCACCUGGGAUAUUCAUGAGGGCGUUAUGACAUGGAUAAGCCCAGUACAGCCAGCUAGAAUCAAGCUGUUGACUACCCUCCCUGAGAUGCACAUUGUGGUCACUGUAGAUAUGCAAUCAACUAUCAAACUGUGGGACUGUAUCAGCAAUGAUGCCGUGGCGACUAGCAGCCUGUUCUUUCCCUGUCAAUCACUGAAGUCUGUCUUUACCAAGGAUGGACCUAUUAUCUUGGCAGGCGAUACCUUGGGUAAACUCUACAUCUUCAGGAUUCCAGAUUUACACCUCAUUACCACAGUCAAUGUCUUCCCAUAUGGUAUUAUCCACAUCAUCUUCUCUCCUCAGAAGAAAUGGGUCUUUCUGAAUAGGAAACACACACAUAUCAUGCCAAAGGUGUUUUACAUUAACAGCUUACUAAGGACAUCAGAAUUCUCUGACCCAGUGUCUACCAUUCUCCAAUUUUCAUUAUGUGAAAGAGCCUGCUGGACCCCAAGAAGGGAAGACAGGAUAACCCUGAUGUCUAUACGUGGCCCCCAUAAAGUUCCAAAGUUUGUCACAUUUGAUAUGGAGCUGGAAGAGAUUGGGAACCAAAUAAUUGUUAAAGGAUAUUUGACAGCCAGCUUCUCGUUGGCAGAAUAUGAGGGGAGACCAGAAUGGUUUGGAGUCAGUGAUAAGGAUAUGAUUGUUUGUUCAACUGUAUCCUCUCUGUUGCUCUUCAAUAUGCAGGGUGUCCGUCUGCAGACAUUUCAGUACUUCCCAGAAGAGGUCUUGAGACUAUGGGUGGACCCUGUUCAUGUCAUUGUCACCUUUAUCGAUGGCUCUUUGGAUGUGUAUGCAUGGGAGGAGAGAAGUCCGCUGCUCAGGAAGUGUUAUCGACUACAAAACAGGAGACACCUGCCACCACAAAGUUGCAUGGAAAAAACUUUAUGUGACGAAGUGAGCAUAAUUCGGGUGAUGAUAAACGGUCCCAUUCCCUGCUAUCUGAUGGCAUAUACCUUGAACAUCCACUCUUAA